This is a messenger RNA of Drosophila sulfurigaster albostrigata, 1739 nucleotides long. Its product is annotated as tigger transposable element-derived protein 4-like. The record is from RefSeq and is a predicted model, not a curated record. Lineage: Eukaryota; Metazoa; Arthropoda; Insecta; Diptera; Drosophilidae. Gene Ontology annotation, cellular component: nucleus. The transcript has 2 exons. Bases 59 to 1687 code for a protein of 542 amino acids. Gene Ontology annotation, molecular function: DNA binding.
GCGGUCUGUCGCUAAAAGCAGAAACGUACGAACCGGAUGCCUUUUCAUAUACAUAUGUAUGUUUGUAUGGGGACCAACGAAGCCAUCGAGUUUGCGUCGCAAUAACCGGACGAACCGGAUUCUAGUAUACAGCGAAAUAAAUGUGUACGUUUUAUUCAGUUUAAGCUCGACAGUCGUGCAGUACACCCGCAAAAUGUCUUCAAAACGAAAGUGCUUCUCUGUUGAAAAAAAAAUGGAAAUUAUUCAACGCUUGGAAGCCGGAGAGCGCAACGUUACUCUGGCAAAAGAAUACGGCGUCUGUCAUACAACAAUUGCCACAAUAAACAAAAAUAAAGAAAAAAUUAAAACGUUAUUCAAUAAUAAUUUCUUAAAGACAAAACGCGUUAGAGCGUCGACUCAAGAUCAAGUCGAUAAAGCAUUGUUACAGUGGUACAUAAUGCAACGCAGUCAAGGAAUUACAUUAAGUGGUCCACAGCUUCAGGAAAAAGCGAAUUUUUUCGCUAAACAAUUUCAAAUUGAACAUUUUAAUUGUUCUGCAAGUUGGAUAAGCCGCUUUAAGGUCAGGCAUAAUAUCGGCGGUACAAUCAGUGAAGAAUCUUUGUCUGUACAAAAAAGCGAGUGGCUUACAAAGGUUUGGCCUAUACUACGUAAGGAUUUCAAUGAUGAGGAAAUUUUUAGUGCCGCCGAAACUGGACUGUUCUACAAAUUAACUCCAGACAAAACACUACAAUUUAAAGGUGAAAAAUGCACUGAAGGAAAGCUGUCCAAGGAAAGGAUAACUGUUCUUGUUGCAGCCAAUAUGAGUGGUAAUCUUAAAAAACCUUUAUUGAUUAUUGGAAAAUCAAUGCGACCUAGAUGCUUUCAAAAUGUUCAGUAUUUGCCUGUUGACUACUACAGUAAUCGCCAGGCAUGGAUGACAUCUACAAUUUUUAUGAAUUGCGUACGGCAUUGGGAUGCUGAGCUUCAAACCCAUAAAAAGAAGAUAUUGCUAUUAGUUGAUAAUUGUCCAACCCAUCCCCAAAUUGGUGACCUAACGAAUAUCACUCUAGUUUUCCUUCCACCAAAUACGACAUCUGUAUUACAACCAAUGGAUCAAGGCAUAAUUCGAGUGAUUAAAUCAACUUUUCGGAAAAAUCUCGUACUUAAAAUAAUCAGCAAUAUGGAUGAAAACAAAGAUGAAAAUUAUCCGAAAAUUACCAUACUUGAUGCCAUUUUAAUGAUAAAUGAUGCAUGGCAACAACUUUCGCCGUUGACAAUUGCGAAUAGUUUUAAGCAUUCUGGACUUGCCGAAGAAAUUUUAGAUGGUCCCAGUAGCUCAUUCCCAAAUGAUAUUGAAAUCGAAGAUGACAUUCCUCUAUCGGUUUGGGCAGGAGCUCUAACAAAUCAGCUACCGAUUAUAAAGGAAGAACUGGAUGAAUAUGAUCAUAUUGACAAUAGUCUGGCGAUUUGUGAGGAACCAUUCGAAGAGAGAAUUGUUAAAAACGAUGACAACGAUGACAGCGACGACAACGUCGAAGAUCAAAAUGAAGAUGUGCCAGCACCUAGCGUUUUGGAGGCAUUCAAGGCUGCAGAAAUACUGAAUAGAUUUGUCCAUUCAAAUUUUAAUGACGAGAGUUUAACGCACAGCAUCUCUCUUUUAAAUAAUGCUGUGCGCUACUGUUAUUAUAUGUCAAAAACUGAUUAUUAAUAUUAAGAAUAACAAGAAAAACUACGUAUAGAAAUUAAUCUUGUUAUAUUAU